CACAUCAACAAUGACCACAUCCACGGAGAAAAGAAGGAAUUUGUGUGCCGAUGGGAGGAAUGCUCUCGAGAGCAGAAGCCCUUCAAGGCCCAGUACAUGCUGGUGGUCCACAUGCGCAGACAUACUGGGGAAAAACCACACAAGUGCACAUUUGAAGGCUGCACUAAGGCCUACUCACGCCUGGAAAACCUGAAAACUCACUUACGUUCCCAUACUGGCGAGAAACCUUAUGUGUGCGAACAUGAAGGCUGUAACAAGGCUUUUUCCAACGCGUCGGAUCGGGCCAAGCAUCAGAACCGAACACACUCCAAUGAGAAACCGUACGUGUGCAAAAUCCCGGGCUGCACCAAGCGCUACACAGACCCCAGCUCCUUACGGAAGCACGUAAAGACGGUACACGGGCCAGAGGCGCAUGUCACCAAGAAACAGCGUGGCGAUUACCCACGCCCUCCGCCUCAGCCACGGGAACCUGGAGGCAACAGCCAGGGCAGGUCGCCCGGACAGCUACCCCUGGGUGGAUACACGGACCAAAGGGAGUACAACCACGCUACCUCAAAACAAGAUGAAUGUCUGCAGGUGAAAUCUAUCAAGACUGAGAAGCCAAUGACGUCUCAGCCAAGCCCUGGCGGUCAGUCUACAUGCAGCAGUGACCAGUCCCCCAUCAGCGCCUAUCCCAGCAGUGGAGUCCAGCUUGCUGUGAGCGCCGGACGCUCGCCAGGGGAGGGGCUGGAGGAGGACGAGGAGGAGGAGGAAAAUGAAGAGGAGGUGGAGGAGGAGUGCGAGGGCGAGCCAGCCCCCAUUAUGGACUCCACGGUGUCCACGGCCACCGCGGCCAUGCUGACCCUGCAGGCGAGGCGAAGCAUCGGCCGGCCCCUGCGCUGGAUGGAGCACAUGAAGAUGGAGAGGCUAAAGCAGGUGAACGGAGCGCUGCCCAGGCUUGGGUCCCUGUCUCCCACACCACCCCCUAAAAGUUCGGCAAUGCCCAACAUCCUGGGGAAGGGAUCGUGCUUGGGCAGGCAGUGGGGUGUGUCUGCUCCUCAGCCACCUGCUCACGCUGAGUUGGCCAGCACGGAGCUAACAGUGCUCAAUUUGCUCCGAGACCGGCGCGACAGCAGCGGGAGCGCCGCCAGUUCAGCCUACCUGAGCAGCAGCCGACGCUCUUCGGGAAUCUCUCCCUGCUUCUCCAGUCGGCGCUCCAGCCAGGCUUCCCAGGGUGAUGGCAUGAUGCCGUCCCAGCACCACCGCCGCCUCCACAAUCUCAGCUCCACUGACUCUUAUGACCCCAUCUCCACAGACGCCUCCCGCCGCUCCAGUGAGGCUAGCCAGUACGGAGGUGGAGUAGUAGGAGGAGGCGUUGGAGCACUCUCAGGUGGGAGUUGUGGAGGCGGAGGAGGAGUUGGCUUUGGAGGAGGAGGUGGGUCACGAGGGAUGCUCAAUUUAACCCCUGCACAGCAUUACCACCUUAAGGCAAAGUACGCAGCAGCUACUGGUGGCCCACCCCCAACGCCGCUACCCAACAUGGAACGCAUGAGUCUGAAAACCCGCAUGGCCAUGAUGGAGGAGGGUGGCAGCAAUCACAGUCUGCCACCUUUGGUCCGACCACCUCGUUGUGGUGAAGCCGCUGGAGGGUACAACAAUGGGUUUAUGGGGCAUGGAGGUUAUAGAAGGAGGGUUCUUUAUCCUGGCGAGGGAACUCUGAAUGGGAACCGAAGGGCGAGUGACCCGGUGCGGACACAGGCUCCUGAAACUUGUAGUUUGCCUCCAGUUCAGCGAUUCAACAGCCUUAAUAAUCUCAAUCCUCUUCCCCCUCUGGCUCAUAACUCUACAGCUGAAUAUCGAAGUUUUAGCCUUCAGAACUACACGCGCUCAGAGGGCAACCUGCAGAGAGGCCUGCAGCAUUCAACAAACACUGGCAGCAUUGCAGAAAAUGCAGCCUUGGAAGCCCUGGCAAUGGAGGAUGAUGGUGUAGCCGGCUUGUUUCUUGGAGAUGAAGAUAUUUUGCCAGAUGAUUUGGUGCAGUAUCUGCACUCCCAAGAUCAGAUGAGUGGUGGUUCAUACAUUCAAAAUGAAGGGCAAAUAGAUUCUAGCCAAAGGGACAACUCCUACCCCGCCGUGGAAGCAGGGGUAAACUGUACCUUCCCUGAAUCUCACUAUCUCCAGCCGCAGCAGAUACUAGAGAGGAAGAGUCCUAGUAAGCUUCCCAUUCAGUGGAAUGAAGUAAGCUCAGGUAGUGUUGAGAGGUCUCCCCAAAGGUUACAAAGCCACCACAUGCAGUGCGAGAGGUGGCCUGAGGCAACAACUGCAUCAACUGGCAGGUCACGAAACACGCUGAUUCCCCAGCAGGCAUCUGUGGACUUCCAUGGCAGCUGCCAACAGGCUAAUCAGUUGCAAAGUACUAGUUAUGUUAACACUGGGGUGAAGCUGGAGACACUGCCCAACUCCUGCAUGGAGAUGAGAGGUACCAGCAUGUCAAACAUCUCACAGGGUAUCAAUGGGGCUCUUCCUCAAGGUCUUAAACAGCAGAUGUCCACUGGGCCUUCAAAACAGAGCCAUUUCCAACAGAACAGCAGAACCAUGUGGCAGGUUGGAAACAACCUCAUGCUUACCCGGGCCUCCAUGGACAGUGUACCCAACUUGUCCCAGGGAACCGUUCCAGAUCACAAUCGACCAGUACAUGCUCCGUAUCCACCAAUAAACAAUUACAAAAAUGUAGUCAAAACCCAGCAGUACUUCAAUCCACAGUCGAAUGAAAUCGACCAACACCCCAUCCAACCCCAACAGCUACAGAGGAGUGGAGACCAGUGUUCUCUUGUGUGCGAUGUAUCGGGGCUAAAACUAGAGAACCUGGAUCAUGGAAACAUGGUACAAACCUUUUCGGAUUGCCUCACUUACGGACCAGCCGACUGCAAGUCCUCUUCCUUCCCUGUGUUGAAAGAGCAGAGUUUGUUAGAGUCCAUGGCAGCAUCUGAGGGACCAGGCAGCUGCAACACAAACACAAAUGCCCUUCCCUCCCCUGGUACAGACCUAGUCAGCAGCACAGUUGAUGGCCAAGUUCCAGGAAUAUUAGACGAAGGGGUAAAUCUGGACUUUGGUGCCAUCCUGGAGGAUGGCUACGAUCAAGGUAGCCUGGUCUCUGAGGUACUGAGCCCCUCUAUGUUCCAGGGCCUGUCGAGGACCUCGUCACGCCUCACCACACCUCAAGGAUCCACCACCUUCAACAGCGUUGCUCCCGGCCUCAGCAACAUGGCCAUCGGAGACAUGAGUUCCCUCCUCACCACCCUCGCCGAGGAGAGCAAGUUCUUGGCUAUAAUGCAAUAGCUGCUCCUUCUCUCCACUUUCUCCUCCAAAAGGGAUAUAAAAUGGAAACAGAAAGAGGAAAACAAUUGGUGUAUGUGAAGAUUAAGACUCACAAAGUGGCAAUUAAAGGAACUUUAUAAGAAGUUACCAUUCCCAAACCAUUUUACAUUAGGAAAAUAUAAUCCCAAACAGAACAGGGAUGUGCCAUGAAUAUGUACAGAUAAAAUUAUAUUCCUUUUCUGGAAUCAAGGCUAUUUUUGGAAGCCCUUUCUUUUGUAUUUGCUGGUGAGACAAAGCUCAUCUUCCUUGAGUCAGUAUUGUGUCACUGUUUUAGCUAUUUGUAAAAAUGCAUGUAACUCCAGUUAAACCUUGAACACUGUCUAUAGAACUAGAAAGACUAGCGCCUUGUGCCAACCUUCCUAACGUCACAGGUACUCACUGCGGCUGAGACAUGGGCCGUCACUUUAAAAGGCCCUGAGGACAACUUUAUACAUCAUAGUUUUAAUUCGUGCUAAAUUCUCAUUUGUUUGUGUUGCUUUUGUAAAUCUGUAAAAUGUUUCAGUGCUUUGACCAAGUUUUACCAAGUGGUAUUUUUGUCAAAAAAACAAACAAAAAACAAACAAAAAAACGGACUACAACUCCAAGUCUUCAGCCUCUGUAGAUCGUUGUCUACUUGAUAUCUUAAUGGCUUUAUUUUAGUUAGUCUGGUAAGGUACUCACAAGUGUUUGUAGAGGUGUCUUUGUAUUCUGUUUGUGGUUCGAUUUUUUGAUGUUGGAUUUUACAGCUCUGCAGAACUGAUCUGUAAACGGACGCUCUGUUCUAUAAAUCUUGGUGCUUUGCGUGUGGUUACAUGGAUCCAUAUGAGUACUUCUAUGGUUUUGAAAUGUCUUAGCUCAUGAAAAGGUCUUCAGCAUAGAGGUCCUGUAAACAUGAUGUGUUUUUGUUUGAUUGUAAAGUGUAUGUAUUGUUUUCUCCAAAGCUCUUAAAAUGUAGAAUGUGUACUAGGGGUGUGAUGGCUCAUGUAUACGUCCUUGAGCCACCAUGGUACAGACGUCACUUGAAGGUACAUGCAAGUCACAGGUGACCACCACUCCUAGUCAACAAAGCUUUUUAGUGCUUUUUUUCUUAAAUAAUAUGAGAAAAGAGACUUUCUAAAGCACUCCACACCAAACCAAUGCAAGAAUGGCUGGCAAUAAUUACAAGCAUGGCUCUGAAGAUUAGCAGUGUGUAGAGUAAGGGUUUCCAGUGAUACGGCAACAAUGAAGAAUGAACAUUAGCAAGUUGUCAAGUCCAAUGUUCAUAUCAUAGAGAGCUUAUGGUAAGCAGUAUUAUAUGUGUUCUAUAUAUUUGACAUCAGGUGUUAUUCUACCAUCCACCACCAGACACUAAAACAAAUUUCUGCUGCAGGAACCUUUUCCAUUAACCACUGUAAUUUUCUUUAACCCCCUUAUCCUGGUUGAAUGGUCCCAGCAUUCUUCCAGUUUAAACAUGACAAACGUAGUUGGUAUUGUUGUUUAAAAACAUUUAAACCCAGCUACCCACACUAAAUACUGCUGUGCUUCACAGCUUUUAGCUUUAAAUACCGGUAUAUGAAUAAGAUCAGUUGAAAUAUGGCCGACUUCUGAUUUCAGCUUCUGUAGGAGUAAGGCUCUUGUCACAGGCAUUUUUUUUAAGAUUCAAACUUGUAACGUCUUUCAAGAUUGAAAGAAGCAGAUAUACUUGUGUAUGUGAUUAUCGUUUCUUCGAGAUGCUUUUCACAUUCUUUAAUUGUUAGACAUCUGUGUAUUGUUACAAAAUUCCUCUGCGAUAAUAAGUUAAUUAAUUUCAGCUUCGCAUAUAACAAAUGUGAAAAAGUUCAGAAUAAGAUCAUGCUCCCCACUCCUUAAUUUUACCAGUAUGGUUACACCUUCUUAUAAAGUUUAAAUUGACUAAUUAAGGUCUUUAGAGUAAUCUCUCUGCAGAUUCAUUGGUCCCUCCCCUGUACAAACACGGGAGCUGGGAUUGCUCAGGUCUUUUACGAUCUAUUUUAGUUACACACUUCCACCAUCUGGAGAGGCUUUUCUUAGGUUUUAUACUUCAACCACUACAAAACAGCACAAGAAUAAUGCUGUAUUAGGGGAGAUCUAUGGACCUGGAUCACUUAUAAGAAAAGCAGCAGCACUCCUGCAGGAGGAGGAGCCUCACAGCCUCAGUGUGCGUCAUUUCUGCAAGCGGUCUGAUUUAGGAGCCCAUAAUGGAAACACACAGAGCUGACAGGCGGGGGUGAAAUAAAAUAGGUUCCUUGCACCUAAGUUAUGCUUUGCGUAGUUCAGACGCACUUUUAAUUUCCUCUAAGUUCAUCACAAGCGCCACCUAGUGUUCAAACAGUGAAUCACUAUUAAAUGCUUAUUGAUACAGAGUUUUCAAAUUCGGAGAAGUUACCUAUUUUUUCUGCGUUGUCUUUUGUGUAGAAUUAAGUUUUCAAAUUAAAUUAAAAAGACUUUAAAUGGAAGCAUUUUUUUUUUUCAUUAAAGAAAUUUUGGACCGUUUUUAUUUGAUGCUAAGGUAAGUUAUUUUCAAACUAAAAAAUAACUUAAUUAUUUUUGUCCUUGCUUAUCCUCUGCCAGUACAAAAAUCUUACCAGUAAAUACUGAAAGAAUAUUUUGCAUUUGGCUGUGUGCUGCUGUGGCGUACCUGUACCAACCUUAUGUGUGCUGUCACACCCCUAAUCCGUACUGCCAUCAAGUAUUGCAGUGACUUUGUCCAGCAGUGUUAGUUUUGCCUUGCAGUCUUCUGCCGCUGCGCACUGAAUAUUGAGGAGUUUACCUUUCAUUCAACAUUGGAACAAUGAGGUACAAAAGUGUUUUUUUUGUUGUUGUUAUUUUUAUUUGUACUUGGGUACUUUUGUCAUUUUUGUAGCUGUGCAUUGGAGUUCUAUUUUUUUUUUAUUUCAAAGAAAUAGAGAUAAUUUCCUUUGACAGAAGGAAAUGGGCUGAGGUAUGUGCCUUAAACGAGAGAGAUCACUGCCAAUCUUCCAUUGUGAAUACUGAUAAAAAAAGG
Poecilia latipinna (sailfin molly) is the source of this 6337-nucleotide messenger RNA. RefSeq names its product transcriptional activator GLI3-like. Gene Ontology annotation, biological process: regulation of transcription by RNA polymerase II; smoothened signaling pathway. The annotation marks the transcript as partial. Gene Ontology annotation, cellular component: nucleus. The record is from RefSeq and is a predicted model, not a curated record. Gene Ontology annotation, molecular function: RNA polymerase II cis-regulatory region sequence-specific DNA binding; DNA-binding transcription factor activity, RNA polymerase II-specific. The transcript has 5 exons. NCBI's taxonomy places the organism in Eukaryota, Metazoa, Chordata, Actinopteri, Cyprinodontiformes, Poeciliidae.